Paramecium sonneborni is the source of this 673-nucleotide messenger RNA. NCBI's taxonomy places the organism in Eukaryota, Ciliophora, Oligohymenophorea, Peniculida, Parameciidae. The record is from the annotation of a GenBank genome assembly.
AUGCAUAGUAGGCAACAUCUGUCGAUAAAAAACCUAGAUGGACUUAAAUUAGAUUCAACUCAAGUUCGACGCAAGAGUUGUGUUUGUGAAUAGUGUGGGACUACAGCUUUAAAAGAAGAUCGUCUACCAAAUUAAUUAUGUGAAAUUGCCUACCACAAAUAAGAACGAUUGGCAUAAGUUUUCCUUAGUAAAUUAGAUGGAGCAAGAAAAUAUAUGAGAAAUGAGCAUAAAAAAAGGAACUUUCGAAUUUAUGCUAAAAAUCCAUUGUUUAUAUUACGUUCUUAGCCAGAUCUGGAAGAAAGCAUAAAUUUGCCAUCAUCACCAACAAAGACUCAUACACCAGAAAAAGAACGUAUAAAGACUGAGCAACCUUAGAUUGCUUCUUAUAAAUCGUACAAAUAUGUUCCCUCUUCAAAUUGCUUUCUAUAAAACAUGAAGUAACAGGUUAUGCGUUCCAAUAAAACAAUCAAUCGAUUACUGAAAGAUAGAAAAGCAGUUUAAUCAUUUUAGUUUUCCACAUCUGAUAGACUACCAGUCACAAAAUCUCCAUAAAAAAAUAUUAGAAGCUUUACUAAAUAAUUAAAGCCACUUCCUAAAUAAAAAAUACUUUAAACUAAAUUUGACUGUAUGAUUAGACAAUUUUUUAACUCAUCUAAAGCCAAAUAAUACUGAC